Cataglyphis hispanica is the source of this 5264-nucleotide messenger RNA. It is a transcript of the gene Tollo, whose product is annotated as toll-like receptor Tollo. Gene Ontology annotation, molecular function: protein binding. The transcript has a single exon. The record is from RefSeq and is a predicted model, not a curated record. Gene Ontology annotation, biological process: signal transduction. The coding region runs from base 504 to 4223 and encodes 1239 amino acids. Lineage: Eukaryota; Metazoa; Arthropoda; Insecta; Hymenoptera; Formicidae.
UCUGCCAACCAGUCCUGGAGGAACCGUGGGCCCAACCGGAGCCGCACGCGCGCGCGUCGUCAAACCGUCGCGAUAACUUUUCGUCGUCUAAAAGAGAUUUUUUUUACCGACAAAGGUGAUAAGCACGACGGGGUCGCUGAACCUGCUUCUCCGCUCUUUCUUUUUCGCGAACGCUUUAUUGCGUUAGUGCGUUCUGUUAGCGCGUUACUUCGCUCGUUCGGAACUUGUGCGAGACGCAAAUCGUGCCGAGAAUGAAACCGCCAGGAUCGUAAGGUCGAGCGUCGACCGAAGAGGCAUGGAGAGGCGCGAGAGAGUGAUAUGGAUGACGUGAGAUAAAAAAGAAAAGAUAAAAAUCGCGUGACGAGAGACCUAGUGGUAAUUUAAAUGGAUCAACGCGCCGGUUUCGCGAGGCGCAGCGGCGUUGUUAAUCGAGACUGAAGAGCCGUGGGGCGGGGAGGUAGAUUCCACGUUGAUGGAACAUUAGAGAUCCACUCGGCGAAAAGAUGCGGGGUAGACCUGCCUUCCUCGCCAUAUUGCUGGGCACGAUAUUCGGCGUCCUCGGCGCGUCUCUCAGCAAGGCGCUCAGGUACAAAGCACCGGACGAAUGCAAGUGGAUCACGACCGGCGACGCCGAGGAUGACGUGUCGCUCGUAUGCCGUUUACGUACCAUCAACAGCGAGCUGGAGAAUACGAAUUUUAGCGUGAUACAGCCGCAGCACACGGUGCGUCUGCGACUGGAAUGCAGCGACGCGCUCUUCUAUCAGAGCUCGUUGAGCGCCGGCAGCUUUCGGCCGCUGGUCGAGCUACGCGAGCUCGUCAUCGAGUACUGCAAGAUCGGUAAUCUGUCGGACGACGCGUUCAAGGGACUCAGGGAGCUGCGAAAUCUCACAGUGAGGACUCACAACACCGAUUGGUCAGCCAUGGCGCUCGAUGUCUCCGCCGGCGCCUUCACCGACGAGCUUCGACAGCUAGAGAAGCUCGAUCUCGGUGAGAAUAACAUGUGGAGCAUACCGGAGGGCGCGCUCUGUCCCCUCGUCAAUCUCGAGAUUUUGAAUCUGACGAGAAACCGGCUCAGGGAUAUCGCUGGUUUUCGCUUCAACGCCGCGGCGAGAUGCCUGACGAAUCUCAGGGAACUGGAUCUCAGCAAUAACAGCAUCGAGUCGCUACCGAGUGCAGCGUUUUCCGGUUUGACGAGGCUGCACAGUCUGGAUUUGCGGUGCAACGCCAUCGGUUUCAUGGCGGACCGCGCGUUCGAAGGCCUCUCCUCGCUGGCCAUCUUGCGGCUCGCCGACAAUCGUCUCGCCAGCCUGCCACCCGAGUUGUUUGGCGACGCUCGAGAUAUACAGGAAAUUCAUCUGCGUAACAACACGCUGAGCGUCUUGCCACCUGGACUGUUCAGUGAGUUAGAAAAGUUGCUAGUGUUGGAUCUCUCGCAUAACGAGUUGACGGCGGAAUGGGUAAACGCGGCCACGUUCAGCAAUUUAAAGCGUCUAGUGGUGCUGGAUCUCUCGAGCAAUCAUAUCGCGCGGCUUGACCCGACCGUCUUUCGCGAUUUGUUCAGCUUGCAGAUUCUGCGGCUGCAGGAAAAUCUACUGGAAAGUCUACCGGAGAACACGUUCUCGGCGCUCCACAAUUUGCAUACGUUGCUACUCAGCGACAAUCGUUUGACCAUCAUAGAUGCCACCACGCUGAGUGGUCUCUAUGUGCUCAGCCUCCUCUCGCUAGACAACAACCGGUUGCACACGAUACAUCCGAGCUCCCUGAGAAACGCUUCAUCCCUGCACGACUUUCAUCUUAACGGUAACCGGCUGACUUCGGUGCCGGACGCGCUCAACGCCACUCCCCUCUUGCAUACUCUCGACCUCGGCGAGAACCUCAUCUCCGAAAUACCGAGCGGCACCUUCGACCACGUGGCGCAGUUAUACGGACUUCGAUUAACCGAAAAUCAUAUUGGCAAUCUCACCAAAGGCGUUUUCGAUCGUAUCAAAGAACUCAAGAUCUUGAACCUUUCGCGUAACCGCAUACAGUACAUCGAACCCGGGACCUUUGAUGAGAAUCUUAAUUUACAGGCAAUACGGCUUGAUGGCAAUCAAUUGAUCGACAUUACCCAUCUCUUCUCCAAGCUGCCGAAUCUCGUCUGGCUAAACGUCAGCGACAAUAAGCUCAAGUGGUUCGACUACGCCAUGAUACCGACCGGAUUGCAAUGGCUCGACAUACACUCGAACGAGAUCCGUGAGCUCGGCAACUACCUCGAGAUCGAGAUGCAACUGCAGUUGAGCACCUUUGACGCGAGCGAGAAUAAGCUUACCGAGAUCACCGGCAACGCGAUUCCCAUGAGCGUCGAGCUAUUGUUUCUCAACGACAAUCUCAUCUCCAAGGUGCAAAGUUAUUCGUUCUUCAAGAAGCCCAAUCUGACGCGAGUCGAUCUCAAGGGCAACCAGAUCCGGAAUCUCGAGCCAUACGCGUUACGCAUCAGCGCGGUACCGCCUGACAAACCUCUGCCUGAGUUUUACAUCGGCGACAAUCAGUAUCUCUGCGAUUGCACGAUGGAGUGGCUGCAACGCGUCAAUCGACAAAAUCAGACGCGGGUGCAACCGCGCGUGAUGGACCUCGAGAGUAUCUAUUGCAAACUCUUGUACGAUCGCGAACACGUGUUUGUGCCGCUGGUCGAGGCAUCGCACUCGCAAUUCCUCUGCAAGUACGAGACUCAUUGCUUCGCCCUGUGCCACUGCUGCGACUUUGACGCGUGCGACUGCGAGAUGACGUGUCCGCACAACUGCACGUGCUAUCACGAUCAAUCAUGGUCGGCCAACGUGGUCGACUGCUCGAAUGGCGGCCACGCGAAUCAGUUGCCCGAGCAGAUACCGAUGGACGCUACGCGGCUUUAUCUGGACGGCAACGAUCUGCGAGUCGUAUCGAGCCACGCCUUCAUCGGUCGCAAGAAACUCAAAGUGCUGUUCCUCAACUCGUCCAACAUCGAGAUCGUGCAAAACAGAUCGUUCAACGGGUUGCGCGAUCUCGACGAUCUACACCUGCAGGAUAACCGGAUACGCGAAUUGCGCGGCCACGAGUUCGAGGGACUGGACGCGUUGCGGCAGCUGCACCUGCAACGUAACCGCAUCGUCGCGAUCGGCAACGACACGUUCGCGUCGCUGCACUCCCUGCGGAUUCUACAGCUACAGAACAAUCGUUUGACAAAUCUGGCGUUAUGGUCGCUGCCAGGCUCGAUCGAGAUCAGCCUGGCUGGAAAUCCUUGGUCCUGCGAAUGUGACUAUCUCCGGAGCUAUCGCGAGUGGAUGCGCGAGCCGAGCGUCCGCGUUACGGACGCGUCCGCGUUGCGUUGCGUGUACAACGUCACGGAAUUCGAGGCGUUCGGCGACGAGGUGUUUACGGAUGACGAUUUCGGUUUUUCGGUGAGUGCGAGCGAGCGCGUCAACGGUAACGAGAGUGUCUGCACCGAUGCGAUCAACAUCGAUGACGACGCGCAUCGCAAUUAUACCAAGACCAUCAUCGAGAGACAGAUACUGCAGGAUUAUCUGCCGCUGCUGGUGGCGACCCUAGUCAGCUCCCUCGUGGUGAUCCUCCUGUGCUUGCUCGCCUUUGUGUACCGUCACGAGUUGCGCGUAUGGUUCCACUCGCGUUUCGGCGUGCGAAUAUUCUAUCGGACCAACGAGAUCGACCGGGACGAUCGGGACAAGCUGUUCGACGCGUUCGUGAGCUACAGCUCCAAGGACGAGGCGUUCGUUGCCGAGGAGUUGGCGCCGGUGCUCGAGAUGGGCAAUCCAUCGUAUAAACUGUGCCUGCACUAUCGAGACUUUCCGGUCGGCAGCUUCAUCGCCGAUACGAUCGUGCAAGCGGUGGAAUCGUCGCGUCGCACAAUAAUCGUGCUGUCGGAGAACUUUAUCAAAUCCGAGUGGUGUCGCUUCGACUUCAAGUCGGCGCAUCACCAAGUACUGAGGGACAGAAGACGCCGGCUAAUCCUCGUGCUAGUCGGCGACGUGCAUCAGCGCGAUCUCGACCCGGACAUACGACUGUAUUUAAAAACCAAUACUUAUCUACAGUGGGGUGACAAGCUGUUCUGGGAGAAGCUGCGAUUCGCAUUGCCGGACGUGCCUAAUAAUCAACGGACGACGCAGCAGCGGACGAGGCAGCCGCCGCCGGUUCGACGGCAACAUAACAAUAGAACGUCCAAUGGAUCGCGCACCGUGUCCGUCCAUAUAUGAUUCGUUUGUACGCGUGUGUCAAGUGAAUCAUUGUCGUGUCGUCGAGCGAACAACGGACGAAAGACACGUGAGAGAAGACGAGCCUACGCUCGUGAAUCUGCAUUCAAUUCUCAAGAUGCAUUCAGACGAGGUGCAAUACGACGGUAUAGUGUGUGUAAAUAAAAAAAAUACGGAGGAUCUAUAUGUAUAAAUAAAGCGUGCCACGUGUACAUAAACGGUGUGUGAUAAGAAGGACAAAGUAUUUCAGAUGCUCUCUGCGGACGGAACGUGUAAACCAGGUGUGUUACGCGCGACACGUAAAAUCUGACACAUUAUUGUUAAGCGAGGGGGAGGGGAUAAUUGAAACGAAAUCAUUGUGUAAAUAGAAUGUCGCGCAAUUACGAGCAAACUAAGACCGUUACUCAGCUCACGUGCAACGAUUACGAUUGAGAGUAACGGUGCGUGCAUAAAUACGUAAUAUGUGCGUCGUAAUCGUAAAAGAGAUGCAGCCUAUUGCGGCCGUGUACUUAAAAUUCGUUACUUUUAUGCGUCCUCGUUGUUGAAGAGAUUGACGACCGUUAUUAUCGAUCCGACUGUAACGCGAAUAAUUACACAGAUCAGCAGACCGCGUUGCAUUUCUCGGAGCGAGUGUCGCAUCGUAAUAAUUUUAAUUUCAUCGGCAGCUGUGCCUCUCGCAUCCACGAUCAGCUUUUACACUAAAAUAUCGCUUAAAUAUCAAAUCGACGCACCUGUCUGACGCAACACGACGACUCGACUGUUUAAGCCUGGCUCAAGCCAACACACAGUGAUAUAACUUCCUAAUUAUAAUUAUUAUGUAUAUUUAAUUGUGUUUCCACUCUCUGGUUGAUGACGAAUUUCAUCCAGCAAUAACGAGCUUACGAGUGUCUCGGCGGCAGAAGCGUUGAUAACGCUUCACGGUGAUAAUGGCAAAUUUAGGGGGCGAACAUUGUAAAGUAUUAUUUUAGCCUUAUUUAUUUCGUUCGAAUCGAUAAAGAGACUUUAUGUACGACUUGAGUGCGCUCCGUUUUGUAAUGAGAGUGA